Messenger RNA from Glycine soja, 1320 nucleotides. RefSeq names its product PHD finger protein ALFIN-LIKE 4-like. Gene Ontology annotation, molecular function: transcription cis-regulatory region binding; histone binding; transcription coregulator activity. Gene Ontology annotation, cellular component: nucleus. Lineage: Eukaryota; Viridiplantae; Streptophyta; Magnoliopsida; Fabales; Fabaceae. The transcript has 5 exons. The record is from RefSeq and is a predicted model, not a curated record. Bases 270 to 1040 code for a protein of 256 amino acids. Gene Ontology annotation, biological process: regulation of DNA-templated transcription.
GAGUUUGCAACGGACUCGAUGGGCUUUAUCAAAUCCGGUUAAUACAAUCCAAUUCUACUCGAUUCAAGUCCGGUUAAUAAAAAAGCCUGUGCAGUGCAGUGUGUACUACACUAUGUGAUGUUGUAGGUGUGUGUGUUGUUGCACACUCUCCACACUUACACAGAGAGAAAAGAGAGAGAAAGAAAAGGAUCAAAUAGUUAAAACCUUUGGUUCUUUCCCUCCAUAGUUCCAUUUUUCCAUUCAACAACACAACACCUCAGACAGACAUCAUGGAGGCAGGUUACAAUCCUCGUACCGUCGAAGAGGUCUUUAGGGAUUUCAAGGGUCGCAGAGCUGCUUUGAUUAAAGCCCUCACCACCGAUGUUGAAGAGUUCUACCAGCAGUGCGAUCCCGAGAAGGAAAAUCUUUGCCUUUAUGGAUUUCCAAGUGAGCAGUGGGAAGUCAAUCUGCCAGCUGAGGAGGUGCCCCCUGAGCUUCCAGAGCCAGCAUUGGGCAUUAACUUUGCCAGAGACGGGAUGCAAGAAAAGGACUGGCUGUCUUUGGUUGCUGUACACAGUGAUGCUUGGUUGCUUGCUGUGGCUUUUUAUUUUGGUGCUAGGUUUGGAUUUGACAAGGCUGAUAGGAAGCGACUAUUUAAUAUGAUAAAUGAUCUUCCGACAAUAUUUGAGGUUGUUACAGGGAUGGCCAAGAAACAAGGAAAGGAAAAGUCAUCAGUUUCAAAUCAUAGCAGUACCAAAUCUAAGUCAAACUCUAAGCGAGGUUCUGAAUCAAAGUAUACAAAAGCAAUGCAAUCAAAGGACGAGGAUGAUGAGGGUGGUGCGGGUUUGGGUUUGGGUUUGGAAGACGAAGACGAAGAGGAACAUGGAGAUACCUUGUGUGGGGCAUGUGGAGAGAGCUAUGCUGCUGAUGAGUUCUGGAUUUGCUGCGACAUCUGCGAGAAAUGGUUCCAUGGAAAGUGCGUGAAGAUUACCCCUGCAAGGGCUGAGCAUAUCAAGCAGUACAAAUGUCCUUCUUGCAGCAACAAGCGAGCUCGACCUUGACAAACAUGGCUAGGAUGGUGGUGACUAUAAUCUUGGCAAUUUUAUGACUACUAAUUUGUUUAGUAGGUCAAGUUUAUUAGUCUUGCUGUGAAUUUCAGGUAUAUUGUUUCAGAUGUUACAUUAGGUAUAUUAUGAGCUGCUGUCGAUUCAUCUACCAUUAGGAUGUUUAUUUCAUAAGUGGACUUGAAUGUUGUUCUGUUAUGUGUUUCUUUAAAUUUUAUGUAGCUGUGUAACUGUGUUGUGUCCAUAGCUUAUUAUCUGCCGUGGUGUAAUUCUGCUC